Diospyros lotus (date-plum) is the source of this 1702-nucleotide messenger RNA. Its product is annotated as mitogen-activated protein kinase homolog MMK1. Gene Ontology annotation, molecular function: ATP binding; MAP kinase activity. Bases 140 to 1354 code for a protein of 404 amino acids. Gene Ontology annotation, biological process: protein phosphorylation; intracellular signal transduction. Gene Ontology annotation, cellular component: cytoplasm; nucleus. Lineage: Eukaryota; Viridiplantae; Streptophyta; Magnoliopsida; Ericales; Ebenaceae. The transcript is spliced from 6 exons. The record is from RefSeq and is a predicted model, not a curated record.
GGAGGUGGGUGAGUAUUCCCAGUUGUGCAGAAUUAGGAUCUGUUUGUUUUGACCCUCCAAACCAGAAGAAAAUAGAGCAGCAGCAGCAGCAGCAGCAGCCAUAGCCAAAGCCAGGAGAGAGUGAAGCUAGGGCUCGGAAAUGGAUGCUUCCGAUCAGCCUUCCGACGACACCGUCAUGUCAGAGGCGGCGCCGCCUCCUCCCAACACUGACCCGCCGCCGCAGCCGCAGCCGCAGCCUCAGCCUCAGCCUCAGCCGGCUGGAAUCGAGCACAUCCAGGCGGCGUUUAGCCACGGCGGACGAUUCAUCCAGUACAACAUCUUCGGCAACAUUUUCGAGGUCACCUCCAAGUACAAGCCUCCCAUCAUGCCCAUCGGAAAGGGCGCCUACGGCAUAGUCUGUUCGGCUUUAAAUUCGGAGACGAACGAGCAUGUUGCUAUUAAGAAGAUUGCGAAUGCUUUUGAUAACAGAGUCGAUGCAAAGCGGACUCUCCGCGAGAUCAAGCUUCUUCGCCACAUGGAUCAUGAAAACGUUGUUGCAAUCAGAGACAUAAUACCACCUCCCCAAAGGGAAUCAUUUAAUGAUGUUUACAUUGCAUAUGAGCUUAUGGACACUGAUCUCCAUCAAAUUAUUCGUUCCACUCAAGCAUUAUCAGAAGAGCACUGCCAGUAUUUCUUGUAUCAGAUCCUCCGAGGGUUAAAGUACAUUCAUUCUGCAAAUGUUCUGCACAGGGACUUAAAGCCUAGCAAUCUUCUACUGAAUGCCAAUUGUGAUUUGAAAAUAUGUGAUUUUGGACUAGCCCGUGUCACAUCUGAAUCAGAUUUCAUGACUGAAUAUGUUGUUACAAGAUGGUACAGGGCACCUGAACUGUUGUUGAACUCUUCAGAUUACACCACUGCAAUUGAUGUAUGGUCAGUAGGUUGCAUAUUCAUGGAAUUGAUGGAUCGGAAGCCUUUAUUUCCUGGUAGAGAUCAUGUGCACCAGCUACGUUUACUUAUGGAGCUGAUUGGCACCCCAUCAGAGGCUGAUUUGGGAUUUUUAAAUGAAAAUGCAAAGAGAUGCAUUAGGCAACUUCCACCUUACAACCGGCAGUCAUUAACUGAAAAGUUCCCACAUGUCCACCCCGCAGCUAUUGAUCUUGUUGAGAAGAUGUUAACAUUUGAUCCUAGAAAGAGAAUUACAGUGGAGGAAGCACUGGCACAUCCCUACCUGACGUCUCUCCACGACGUAAGUGAUGAGCCAACCUGCAUAACUCCUUUCAGCUUCGACUUUGAGCAGCAUGCGCUAAGCGAGGAACAAAUGAAGGAGCUGAUUUACAGGGAAGCACUUGCAUUCAACCCAGACUAUCAGCAGUAGAUCCGAAAACUUUGACUCACAUUCCUUUGUGCUUUCAAUGGAUGUGGUUUGGUUGGUGUCCCUCGUCUACAUGAAUUCUACGAUCCCCUUCUAAAUGUACAUAUGUGUUCCCCUUCAGAACAUGAAUGGAUGGCUCUGAAAGUAAAAAUGUUCCAUAACGGACCCAACUCUAGAGGCUUGUGGACAUCUGACUUGGUCUAUUGAUUGUAUUGGGGGCUUUUCCAAGCUCAAACCCCUAUCUUUUAUCAAACUGAUAUGUUGUGUUUGGGUUUGUCUCUAGAAGAUGAGAUUUGAGUUUUGAGAACAGUGGGAUCGAAAUAAUACCCUACUUGGGGUCCUAAUCUUUCA